AUGGAUGCCAACGGAGAGGUCACAGAGGCUCCUCACGUCGAGAAAGACACAGCCGAGAGCCACUCUGCAGACAAGGAAGUCGACGAAGUCACCGAACUGUUCAAGGGUCUGUCCAAAAAGAAGAAGACAAAGAAAUCUAAAGAUGCCGACGCCGAAGGUGACGAGGCCGCCCCCGCGGGCGAUGGCGAACUCGACUUGAGCGCCAUGAAGAAAAAGAAGAAGAAGCCCAAGAAGGCCGACGUUGGAGAUUUCGAGGCCAAGCUCGCCGAGGCCGGUGUCACAGAUGAAGGUGCAGAAGGCAAAGAACCCGCUGGCGAACAACUGCCCGAAGGCGACCUCGAGAAGGGAACCGGUGUUUGGGCCCACGAUGCCACACAAGCUAUUCCAUACCAGUUGCUCGUUACUCGAUUCUUCUCCCUCAUUCAGAGCCACCACCCCGAUCUAUUGUCUAGCGGUUCAAAGUCGUACAGGAUUCCUCCUCCUCAGUGUCUGCGUGAAGGAAACCGUCGUACGAUUUUCGCCAACAUUGCCGAUAUUUGCAAGCGAAUGAAGCGUUCGGACGACCACGUCAUGCAGUUCUUGUUCGCUGAAUUGGGUACCAGUGGUAGUGUUGACGGUAGUCGACGAUUGGUUAUCAAAGGUCGUUUCCAACAGAAGCAGAUUGAGAACGUGUUGCGACGAUACAUUGUUGAAUACGUUACCUGCAAAACCUGCCGAAGCCCCGACACCGAGCUCAACAAAGGAGAGAACCGACUGUAUUUCGUCACCUGCAACUCUUGCGGAUCCCGACGAUCCGUCACAGCCAUCAAGACCGGUUUCCGUGGACAAGUCGGUCGUCGUAAGAAGGCAGCCUAA
This is a messenger RNA of Talaromyces amestolkiae, 855 nucleotides long. RefSeq lists its product as uncharacterized. NCBI's taxonomy places the organism in Eukaryota, Fungi, Ascomycota, Eurotiomycetes, Eurotiales, Trichocomaceae. The transcript is spliced from 3 exons. The record is from RefSeq and is a predicted model, not a curated record. Gene Ontology annotation, cellular component: eukaryotic translation initiation factor 2 complex. The coding region runs from base 1 to 855 and encodes 284 amino acids. Gene Ontology annotation, molecular function: mRNA binding; translation initiation factor activity; translation initiation factor binding. Gene Ontology annotation, biological process: formation of translation preinitiation complex; formation of cytoplasmic translation initiation complex; translational initiation.